AUCUACCAAUCUACCAGCACACGGAUUAUGUACAUUGAAAAUGUGAUAAUGUGAUCAUAGGCUCAAUAUUGGAUCUUGUUAUAUGUUAACUUCCGCAUAUUGCAACAGAGUGUUUUAACUGAUUGUGACGAAGUGUUAAACACAUUAAGUAAUCGCAGGUAAACUAUCAAGUCUCCUACCUGACAGUGUUUUAUAUACCACGGAAGUUAUAUAGUGGAAAUAACAGUUGGUUUUGAACGUAUAUACAACUAUGUGAAUAGUGUUUUUUGUACCAACUUACCUGUCAAAUGGUACAGAAUACAUCAAAAUCGGUGUUCAGUACCAUUGAAAGAUAUUCAGAUAUGGACAUAUAUUCAAGAAUUAUGAUUUGAAAAGUUAGCUAUGGAUAACAUUUGGGUAAAAAUCUAUAAAAGAUGAAAUGACUCAUAAGAAAAAACCAAUUACAUCCUUUACGGAUAUGGAUAACUCCACCACAGACAGUGUAGAGACUUUAAACAAAUUGAACUAUGAAGAAGUUUUGAGACAGAUUCCAUUGAUGAUGUUUUUAGCUAUUUUAGGCGUUAUUGGGACCGUGGGCAACUCACUGGUAUGUUAUGUCUACAAGAAAAAGUAUUCCGCCUCAAACUGUCGAACAUUUGUUAUAGUUUUGUCGGUAGUUGAUGUCUUAAUAAGUGCUCUGGUCAUACCUUUCGAGAUUUUAGUCUUGUUUAGGGAGUACAAUUUCAAACGUUCGUGGAUAUGUAAAAUAUCGGUGUUUUUAAGCACGUGGCCGACCUUGACGUCUGGAUUUUUGCUCUUGGCUAUUGCCAUUGACAGGUACAGGAAGGUCUGCAGGCCGUUUUCAUGGCAAAUAUCUCACAGUGCAGCUAGAAAUAUGUGUUUGAUGGCGGGGGCACUUGGCCUUGCAUUUUCCUGGAUUUCUCCGGUGAUUUAUGGCAUACAAAAGUCAAAGCAUAGUGUUUAUAACAUCACAAUAUCUCAGUGUGCUGAGACGGAUGCAAUGAAAUUAACCGUGUUUCCCUUGCUUAACAACGUAUUCUUUGCCGUCCUGUUUAUUGGGGCGUUGAGCGGAAUAAUGUUCAUGUACUGUUUUAUCGCUAUCCGAAUAAAACAGCAUGUAGAAAGGAAGAGUGUAUUUUCACACAGCCGACAAACUUACGUUGUCAACGAUGCUGAAGUAAGUGAAAUGACAGUCAUGUCUGGAAAAGUUGCUGUCCGGAAAAAAGCGAAGUUACAAGACGACGAAACAAGUGAUGCGAUGUUUCGCAGCAGCGAUUCUCUAAAUUCAAGGAGUGUACAUGAGAUAUCUGAGCCAGAGAAAACGUCAUUAGUUUUGUGUUCAGUUGAUGGAGUGAGGUGUGAAGAUCGCUCUGUUAAUAGGAAAUCAGUUCUCAGCCGGAUGUUGUCAUUUGGCAGAAAUUCUCUUUCUUUGGCAAAGUCGCUUUCCACCUCAACGAUGAAUUCGGUCAAACCAAAUAUGCGAGUGAAACCCGAAGCUCAGAAACAAAAACAAAGGACAGCAUUUAUUAUGUUUUUGAUAUCUCUUGCAUUUAUUAUAAGUUAUCUUCCGUUGCUAUGCCUCUUACUGAUACGCACCGCAGACGGUACAUUUGUGCCUUCCCUAAACGACACAGAGAGGACUGUUUACAAGUUCUGUCUACGGUCAUAUUAUAUAAACUGUGCUGUAAAUCCCUUCGUAUAUGGUCUGUGGGACUCGCGCUUUAGGAAAUCCUGUAAAAAUAUCAUUUGUAAAGGAAAAUUUUAACAGGACUCACACCGACUGGCUGACUUCAAUAAAAAUGCAAUACGUUAUAUAGUCUACAUUAAUAAAGCUUCCUCUUUUACUGUUGAUAUCUGUCUCAAAAUAAAAGUUCCAUUGAACAAUUAAAUGCAA
Mercenaria mercenaria is the source of this 1894-nucleotide messenger RNA. RefSeq names its product D(2) dopamine receptor A-like. Gene Ontology annotation, molecular function: G protein-coupled peptide receptor activity. Lineage: Eukaryota; Metazoa; Mollusca; Bivalvia; Venerida; Veneridae. The transcript has a single exon. The record is from RefSeq and is a predicted model, not a curated record. Gene Ontology annotation, biological process: neuropeptide signaling pathway. Gene Ontology annotation, cellular component: membrane. The coding region runs from base 419 to 1765 and encodes 448 amino acids.